CGUCAGCAGAGCGCGUUCGUGGUUAUGGAUUCCGAAGCUGUCCGUGGCCGUCACACCUAGUGAUUGCGGAGAGCGCGGACAGCUGCAGGAAGCGGCGCACGCGCGGCGAUGAUGCACGGCGGCCCUUUGUGAGCACGAACCCAUGGAUACAUGCUAAACUGCUAACGGAUCAGGUUCACUGGCUGGGGACAGGUGAUAAUCAGCCGAACGAGAGUCGGCCACAGCCAGGGUCGAAUGUGACUCUAUGUGUGAUUCCAUUGAGAAAUUACAGGUUGGUGUCUUCAACCAUCCAUCCAUCUUGUGACCGCUUAUCCAGCUCAGGGUUGUGGUGGGUACCUGGAGUCUACCCCAGGUGGCAGAGGGCACAAGGCUGGGGCACAGUAUGGGCAGGAUGUGAUGGAUGGCAAAAUAUGAAUUUGUGUAACUGAUAUUUAAAUGCUACUGCUGCCGCAGCAAGAAAUACCACUGCCUGGAUUGUAUGAUGAAUGCACAGGCAGCAUAAUACGGCACUUCUUGGCACAAAAGCCUUUGUGAUGCCAAAUGGAUACACUCGGCUUUCCAAGGUGUAGGUACAAUCAAAUCAUAGUCCAGAGGUUUCAUAAAAGCGGCAUGUGUUAAUUAAGCUGGAUGUAAUGGGAGGGGCAAAACAUAUCGCAGUUUUAACAUUGCACAGAUGUCGAGGAUGAGUGUUACUUACAUGUGACGUCCGUGUUCCUUGAGAAAUUACAGUAUAAAAAUAGUAACUAUCAGAGCAGAGGAAACUGCUCUAGAGUUACAGCUCCACAGUUAGGGUUAAAAAUCGCUUGACUGUAACUAACUGAUUAUCAAAACGCCACUGCUUGAUUCAGGCUAAUAAAACUUCAAAAUAAAGAAAGAUUACAAUAUACUUUCAUUGAAAAUGUAUUGUUCCUGCAGCUGGAGACCGGGGCCAUGGCAUUUCAAGAAAACGGCUGUAGUUCUAGCAUCCCUUGCUGUCUGUGACUCCCCCCCCCCCAGCGCUAGUGCUUGGCUGGUGAUCUGGGUGCCUGUGUAGCCAUCUGAAGGGAAAGAACGCCCCAGGAUUCUGGGACACAACUGAUACUCGUGGGAAACAUAAUCUACCACUGCAUGCUCUGCUUUUCUGCCUUAAGCAUCAGAACUGGGCAAAGGUAGGAUUUACAUUUCUAAACCUCACUCACGACCUAAAGCUAAUUCCCAUUUGCUGAAGAUGAUCUGGUGUGUGUGCCCGUUUAGAUUUUUGGUCUGCCACUUCUUAAGAAAUAAUUAAAAGUUGCAUUUUUUCUUACUUUAUUAGCCAACUUUUAAUUUUGUGGUAUUGGUCAACAACAACAAGAAAUGUUGUUUACUUAGAAUUCUUAAGUGGACCUAUGUUAAUAAUGUAUAUCCCAGACAGGAAGGUUGAGGAAGGGAAAAAAUAAACAAUUUGCUAUCGUUGUUUUAGUUUUGAUCUUAGAACAUUUAGCAGGAAGAAAGUUUCUUAUUUAGGGAGACUAAAGCCAGAGACCGGACUCGGUGGGCUGCAUCCAGUUUGCAUUUCAUGGGCUGAGAUUCUAUGGGCAAAAUACAGUGCCUGUUAGCAAAACAAACCGCCAAGCAACCCCCAGAGUAAAGACUUAGACAGAGGGAAAAGAUCUGGGGGGAUGGGGGGAGUAUCAGAACAAGGGCCAAUCAAAGACUGUUAUUUUAAUCUGCUAGGCCCCGAAGAUUAACGGAUCACAUUGUUUUAAUUGUUUUAAUAGGAAGGAGAGGAACGCCCGUUUAUUGAGGGGGAAUCCUUGCCGCAAACCUACCAAGUUCAAUAGUUUCAAAAACUCGAGCCCUUGGACCCCCAAGCCCCCAUCCUCGGACUUUUUUUUAACCUCAUCCCACCUAAUCCAGGCUAAUGCCUUUCUUUCUAUUGGCUAAUGGUUGAGGGAAACUGGAGUUAAUGCUUCUUAAAUAGUCGAGGGUGAGAAUGUGCCAUGAAGAACCUUAAUCCUAACCCGACAAACGCAGUACGGAGAGAAGAUACUGAGGCCGCAGCACUAAUUCAGCUGCACUAUCCGACCAACAUCUGAAACAGCUGUUACAUGCGCGCAGUAUCCUAAUCGCCGAAAACGUCCAUAGCGCAUUCCGCAGCUGCCGAUAUGAAUUCCAUAUAUUUCUGUGGAAGAUCGGGGACCAGCGGUGCCGGCGGCGCUUAUCCGCAACACGGCGUCAGUUCCCUGGCUGUUAUUUACGACCUGCACCGCCAGAUGGCAGGACAGCACCGGAUUACCUCCACGGGCAGCCCUUCGGGUCACACCAUCUCAGUUGCCGAGAGAUUAGCAGAGCUGAUCCUGGAAGCACGUUACGGGAAUCAGCAGAAGCAGCGUCGCAGUCGCACGGCCUUCACUGUCUCGCAGCUGCAGGCUCUGGAGAAGGCCUUCCAGCAGACGCAGUACCCGGAUGUGGGCAUGAGAGAGAGGCUGGCCGUCUGCAUAAACCUACCUGAGGCACGUAUCCAGGUGUGGUUCAAAAACCGACGGGCCAAGUUCCGCAAAGGCCAGCGGUUUGGUCCUGCUCAGAGGGAGAGGUGUGCAGAUGAGCCCCAUCACACGCAGGAAGGAAGCGAAGAGGACAAGGCAGGAGACAUGGACUCCAAGCUGUUGAGCAAAGCUUCUCCUUUCAGGGCCAUCGGUGAUGGGUCUGUCGAGCCUGUUUCUGUAGAUCCUGGGACAGCCCACCCUUAUGUAGGCCACCUCACCCCCACAGUGUCUCCCUUUGGUGGACGGGACUCUCACCCCCACAUGCAGAAUCAUCAUUCUUUGGGAGUAUUUUCAGCUGGCCUGCAUUUCACCCCUGGAUUCUGGCCUCUGUACCAGCCGCAAAACAGCCCGGCGUUUGGCCUCGCUCCUAUAGGUGGUGGCCGCAGCUUCACGUUUCACGCCGUGACUCCUGGCGCAGUCCCACCACGCUCACAGCUGGACUUGUAGCGCAGCCCCAACCAGCACAUGGUAGCUGGCACUUGGGGGGGGGGGGGGGUUCACGUGUGCAGAUGAAGAGGACGACAAGGAGAAGUGGAAAUGGUGAAAUCCUCCUGUAGCUUUCAAACAGCACAGGGAAUGUUUUAGCAAAUCCUGAAGUGUUAAUUAUAUCCCGGCCCUACGUUAGAUAAAUGAGACCUUUGUGCUGCUGAAUUACUGGCACUUUCACAUGUACUGUUUACUUAGCAGUUGUUCUUAUAUCAAUAACACAGCUCUGAAUGAAAGCUCUCUGAGCUCGGUCUGUUUUCAGGCUAUAAUAGCUGCCCUAUCUAGGCGUUGCCCAUGUCAUGGUGUCAGUCGAUAAUGCAAAACAGAGGAUGCCGAAUACUUAAGUGGGACUGAUGCAGAGGUGAGUGACCAACAGACUUGGUAUGAACUCUUUAUGACAGCAUAGAUACCUAGUCUAGUACUAGUACUAGUACCUUAUUCAUCUAUAACAUCUGUGCACCAGAAGCCACGAUAUCAAAUUUCUUUACUUAAUAAAAUGUUUCUGUAGCAUU
Molecule: messenger RNA, 3505 nt
Organism: Paramormyrops kingsleyae
Lineage: Eukaryota; Metazoa; Chordata; Actinopteri; Osteoglossiformes; Mormyridae
Gene: dmbx2
Product: diencephalon/mesencephalon homeobox 2
Biological process (GO): regulation of transcription by RNA polymerase II
Molecular function (GO): DNA-binding transcription factor activity, RNA polymerase II-specific; RNA polymerase II transcription regulatory region sequence-specific DNA binding
Source: RefSeq, a predicted model, not a curated record